CAAAGAAAGCUACCAGUGUUCAGCAUGAGCAAGAUAGUCUAACUCAUGUAUUCCAGGUGCUUGAGACAAGGAUCAUCACAUUUGUGAAGAAUGAGCUGGGAAGAUUUAAGAUGAUUCUUAGUCCAGAUUACCAAGAAGACUUAAAGAGAAAAGAUGAGGAUGAGAGUGAUGCCAGAGAAGGAGUUCUCAAGAUGGCACUGCACUUCUUAUUGGACAUGGAGAGAACGGAUCUUGCUGACAAACUGAAAGAACAUGAGCUGGAUGUACUUUGUCUGGCUGAACUGAGAAAACAUCUCAAGAACAAGUACAAGACUGUGUUUGAAGGAAUUCCCAGGCAGGGAAGCUCUGCAUUGCUAGAAAAAAUCUACACAGAGAUUUACAUUACAGAAGGAGGAAAUGGGAAAAUAAAUGAAGAGCAUGAAGUCAGGCAGAUUGAGUCCAUAUCCAAAAGACCAGUUGGAAGGGAGAAUCAAAUCAAAUGCAGUGACAUAUUCAAGCCCUUACGUGGUCAGGACAAGCCAAGCAGAAGGGUGAUGACAAAGGGGGUAGCUGGCAUUGGUAAAACCAUCUCCAUUCAGAAGUACAUCCUGGACUGGGCGGAGGGAAAAGACAACAAAGAGAUCCAAUUCAUUUUCCCAUUGCCUUUUCGGGAGCUCAACCUCAUGAGAGGCACACAGCUCUCUUUGAUGGAUCUCCUUCACCACUUCUUUCCAGAGCUGAAGCAGUUAACCUUUGACAGUCAAGAGAAGUACAAAUUACUGUUCAUCUUUGACGGUCUGGAUGAAUGUCGACUUGAACUAAACUUUCAGGAGAAUGAAAGUUGGACCGAUGUGAAUGAUGUCACUUCUUUGGAUGUACUCCUCACAAAUCUCAUAAAUGGAAAUCUGCUUCCCUCUGCUCUACUGUGGAUCACCUCCAGACCAGCAGCAGCCAGUCAGAUUCCACCCGAUUGUGUUGACCUUGUCACAGAGAUACAGGGGUUCAAUGACACACAGAAGGAGGAGUACUUCAGCAACAGGUUCAAUGAUGACAGUUUUGUAAGCACAAUAAUGUCUCACAUUAAAUCAUCAAGGAGUCUCCACAUCAUGUGCCACAUACCAGUGUUUUGCUGGAUCACCGCUUACGUUCUUGUGGUGAUUCUUGGCUCUUUAGGAGGACGGCAGCUUCCAAAAACGUUGACAGAGAUGUACACAUAUUUCCUGAUUUUCCAAACAAAGCAGGCAAAUGAAAAGUUUGGCAAUGUGCAUGACCUUAAGCCACAAUGGAACAAGAAUCUUAUCCUUGCACUUGGAAAACUAGCCUACGAACAGUUGGAGAAGGGAAACGUGAUCUUCUAUGAAGAUGACCUGAGAGAGUGUGGCAUUGAUAUCAGAGAAGCAGCAGUAUUCUCUGGUGUCUGCACCCAGAUCUUCCGACAGGAAUCUGCAAUUUCUCAAGCAACAGUGUUCUGCUUUGUCCACCUGAGUAUCCAGGAGUAUCUUGCAGCUCUGUAUGUGUUUCUGAUGAUGGCAACCGAAAAGAAAAAUGUGAUGUCCAACCACCAACGUUAUCAGCGUUGGACACAACUUUUCGGAAAACAAUCCAUACCCAUCUUACACAAGAAUGCUGUGGACAAAGCUUUGGAGUAUGAAGAUGGACGUUUUGACCUCUUCCUCCGGUUCCUUCUUGGUCUUUCUCUGGAGUCCAACCAGACUCUCCUGCAUGGCCUUCUGCAGAGAGGAGAAAGGCAUAUUGGCAAUGCUGAAACAAUCAGCUACAUUAAGGAGAAGAUCAAGGACGUCCAUUCAUCAGAGAGGAUGAUCAACCUCUUCCACUGCCUGAAUGAACUGAAUGACCGCUCCUUAGUUGAGGACAUCCAGAGGUUCCUGAGUACAGGGACACUUUCUGAAGCCCAGCUCUCACCUGGCCAGUGGUCGGCUCUAGUGUUUGUGCUGCUGACAUCAGACCAGAAGCUGGACGUGUUUGACCUGAAGAAGUAUGUCAGGUCUGAUGAAGGUCUCCAGAGGCUGAAGCCAGUAGUGGAGCAAUCCGAAAUGCUUAUGCUUGAUAGCUGUGAGCUCAGUGAAAUGAGCUGUACAACAAUGGCAUCUGUCCUCUGCAAAGCAUCAAAAGUGAAGAAACUGGAUCUCAGCUACAACAAAAUUGGAGAUGUUGGAGUCAAACAACUUUGUAGUGGGCUGGAGAACUCUAACUGUGCAUUGGAGUCACUCCGACUAGCGGACUGUGGCAUAAGAGGAGUAGGAUAUGCUGCUCUCGCCUCAGCUCUCAAAUCAAACCCUUCACACCUGGAGGAACUGGACCUGAUGGGAAACAUUCCGGGAAAAUCUGGAGUGAAACUGCUUUUGGAAUUACAGCAGGAUCCAGCUUGUAAACUUCAGAAACUGAGGUUGUUGAAGAGUGAUGCUGCUGAACACGCCUGUGUCUAUCUGACUUCAGUUCUACAUGAAAACCCUUUACUGCUGACAGAGCUGGAUCUGAGUGAGAAGAUACCAGGAGACUCAGGAGUGACGCAGCUCUGCCCCCUACUGGAGGACUCACACUGCAGAAUCAAGACACUCAAGUUCACUUUGACAUCCGAAUAACUCCCACAGGUGAAACAGCUGAUUACCGGGUCACAUGACCUCAACAAA
Messenger RNA from Engraulis encrasicolus (European anchovy), 2630 nucleotides. Its product is annotated as NACHT, LRR and PYD domains-containing protein 3-like. Gene Ontology annotation, molecular function: protein binding. The record is from RefSeq and is a predicted model, not a curated record. Gene Ontology annotation, biological process: intracellular signal transduction. NCBI's taxonomy places the organism in Eukaryota, Metazoa, Chordata, Actinopteri, Clupeiformes, Engraulidae. The transcript has 7 exons. The coding region runs from base 111 to 2582 and encodes 823 amino acids.